AGGUUUACAGAUAUGUGUCCAUCCUCUGACACACCCUCACAGCUUUCUAUAAAGCGUGAGGAUCUGAGAACCUGCUGCAUCGAGCAUCACAGUCAGCUACAGCAGGUAAGCUCCACUGAUCCUCUUCUCAGUAUUUUUGUUCUUGUAAAUAAUUUAGAACGUAUGUAUACCAAACCUUUUCCUUGACCACCAAACACUUUUCAGAUUUUGACUUUCAGAUUUGAGGGUUGACUGCAGAGGACCACCGUCAUGACUCCAGUUUUGCUUUUCGUCCUCUUCAUCUCUUUGUCGGCCAUUACUCCGGGCGCUACUGAUAACGGAGAAAGACAAGAGUUUCUGGACGCCUCUGAUAUCAUCGAGAGAGCUAAUGCUAACAUAACAACGCGCCUGGUCGACGGCGACAUUGUGCCAAAUGUAAGAAGGAAUGCAGAUCCCUGCACGGCUACAGGCUGCAAAUGGCCCAAAUAUAGAAGAUACGUCUACGUACCCAUCUACAUCUCCACCAGCUACACCGCAACAGAGCGCAACAUCAUCAUCCGAGCCCUGCUGACCUUCCACGCAUCCACCUGCAUUCGCUUUGUCUGGAGGAGGAGUCAUCGAAAUUACCUCUACUUCUACUCUGGAUCUGGGUGUUGGUCCUACCUGGGCCGACAGAGUAGAGGACAGCUUGUCUCCCUGCAGAAAAAUGGUUGUUUGUACACAGACACAGUGCAGCACGAGGUUCUCCACGCUCUGGGCUUCCACCACGAGCAAGUUCGCUCCGACAGAGACAGCUACGUCUCCAUCCUCUACCAGAACAUCAAGCCAGGACAAACACAUAACUUUAUGAAGCGGCAAACUAACAACUUGGGUACUCCCUACGACUUCGACUCUGUCAUGCACUACGGAAAAUACGCCUUCAGCAAAAACAGGGAACCAACCAUCCUCGCUAAGAGCAAUCCGAGUCUUAACUUUGGGACUGCUCGUACGAUGAGCAAGAAUGACAUUGCCCGUGUCAACAAGCUUUACCAAUGUUAAUCAACGGAAGGAAAAGGUCGGCCUCCAGAUACGUCAACCCCCCGGCUUCUUAUGAUUCAACAGAUCUGCUGUUUAACAGUGGCUAGCUUUCUGCUGAGGUCUAUCAAUCUCGAUGGCUCAGCCUUUCUUUCAAUCAAUGGUUAAAUCAAUCACUCACUUUAUUGAUUUUGAAAUAUACACUUUAGGAUAUGAUUAUGGUUUGAUGAAAAACAUGUUGAUGUAAUGAAAUUGCUGAUCCAUACUGAUGAUUUUAAUGACUUUGUAUUUAUCUUUGCAAUGAAGUUAGCAAUUUGCUCAAUAAAUAUUCUGAAAGAAAUUUCAAGUGAUUUUAAAUGUAUUUUUAUUAGAAAUUAGGCUGUAAUUACUCUCACUUUGAUCUAUGGAUGAAAUGCAGAAGAAGGGGUUUUUGUAGGUUUAGUCAUACGGUGCAUCAACAGAAAUAAUGCACAUUCUAAGCAGUGGUGGGAGAAAUACUCUGGUAGAUAUCUUAAGUUAAAGUACCAACACUGUAAUAAGAAAAGAAAGUUCAAUAAAUAAUUGUCAUACUGCCUGUUAUAUGGGAGCAUGUUUGUAUACAUUUCAGACAAUUAUAAGACUUCAUGAAGAUUAUAAACUGAUAAAGACUUUAUGAAGAUUGUAAACUGAUAUUGCAUGAUUAUUUGUCCGUGUUGAAAUAGAUUUAGAUGCUUUUAUGCAUUAGAUAAACAGUUACAAUAAUAAAACAAUAAUUAGUGCCC
Molecule: messenger RNA, 1754 nt
Organism: Trematomus bernacchii (emerald rockcod)
Lineage: Eukaryota; Metazoa; Chordata; Actinopteri; Perciformes; Nototheniidae
Product: low choriolytic enzyme-like
Exons: 9
Coding region: 250-1017 (255 amino acids)
Biological process (GO): proteolysis
Molecular function (GO): zinc ion binding; metalloendopeptidase activity
Source: RefSeq, a predicted model, not a curated record